UUCUUCUAGUAGAUUUUAUAACGAGUGUGUGGUGCUUGUGACUUUUGUGUGAUCAUUUUUAUUUUAUCAAAAUUUGGUUUUAUUUUACCCGCGGUGUCCAAGAUUAAGGGGUUUUGAUGUCAUAAAAAAAAUAAAUAAAAUUUCCCGCUUGAAAAUUAGAAAAUUGAAUAAUCAUUUGAAAAACGGACGUUUGAGUCAUUAAAAAAAUAAAUCAAAAGCGCAUUUUUUUCAAUUAUUAUUCAAUUUUUCAAUUUUGAUUUGGGGAAAUUUUUCCCCAUUUUGACUUGUCAAAACAUAUCAAACCCCAUUUAUUCUUGGACACCCGGUAUCGAUUGCCUGAUUAAAAUGGCAAUAUUAUUUUGAAUUUUGAAAUUUGACAAAAAUUGUCGACCAAAAGUAUAGAUUUGAAUUUUAUCUAACCUAAGUCGAAUGCAUUUCAUCGCCGGUUGUAGCAAAGGUUACAGGCAAGGAUUAUCGGGAUUUAGAAUUGACGACGAUAUUUACGAGCUGGUAAACCCCUACUUGGAGAAAGCGGAAAGGGUAAUUGUCGCAUUAAGAACGGUCUACAGACGUUUGAAUGAGAUUUACUCGCGUUCUAGGGGAGAAUUAUUCGCAGAUUACAGUUUGUAUUUGAAGGGUCAAGAAAGACUGCGAGUAACAUUAAUCAAUACCAUCGACGUAUGCAAACGGUUGCAUACACUUUUCGAAUUCGUCAUAAACAAGGAUCAUCUAAAAGCUCUAAAUGGAAAUCAACGUAUUGAGGUUUUACGAGAACACUUACGAUCUGUCAAUUUGGAUAUCGGCGAGGCGAAUUCGACGUCGGAUAGAGGCGCAGAAGGAACAGUUGCGUCAGAGCAGCCGAAACCAAGUGGAUCAGGUUUGGGACAACAAUAAGCCCAUGCUACAACACGUCUGCUCCUAAAUGUUCAAAUCUUUGCGAAUCCGUCGUUUAAGGUUGCAACGCAAACGUAACUAACCAGAAAAGACAAGUCUGAAACCAUUCAAAUCUGCUUCUAUUAUUUUUAGAAAUUUAUGUAAUGUAAUUUAUCCCUUCAUCAAGUUGUUAGUUAUUAGUUAUUUGUUUAUAUUUUUUAUCUAUAUUUUUUUAUCUGUAUUUUUUUUUGUAUUUUCUCUCUUUUUGCGUUGUUUUUGUAUUCUCUAUUCUGUAAAUUAUUUUUAGUGAUUUAAUCUAUGAACUUAUCAACUGAUAUUUUUGAAUAAAAACGUUCAAUUCGA
Messenger RNA from Planococcus citri (citrus mealybug), 1236 nucleotides. RefSeq lists its product as uncharacterized. The transcript is spliced from 5 exons. The record is from RefSeq and is a predicted model, not a curated record. Bases 430 to 894 code for a protein of 154 amino acids. Lineage: Eukaryota; Metazoa; Arthropoda; Insecta; Hemiptera; Pseudococcidae.